AUGGCCGAGCACAUCGAAGGUGUCACGGUCACGUGCGAGCAGCACCUGCACGUGCACUUGGAGGACAGGAGGGCGAAGUUUGACUGGCAGAUGUGUCUGCAGCAUGUGGCACUGCUCAAGCGAGAACCCGGAGUCACCUUCUACUUCUCGGGGAACGGGCUCUCCCGGGGCCUCCAGUACAUUCGGGGGGAGCACGUGGCCACCCUGUCCUCGUCCCCGCCCGCGGCACAGGUGGAGGUGUGCGUGGAGUGCUGCACGCUGGGCGUCUUCGAGCAGUGGGUGGUGUUCGACUUCGGCAGACGCCCCGUCCUCACGCAGAAGAUCAAGGUGGAGGUUGGCCGGCGGGAGAGCCCCCAGCAUGUCCCCAGCAGCAGGGAGAGCAGCCGCCCCGUCAACUUCGUACGAUGGGACAGAGGCAACCGGAUCAUCGUCCCCAGCAUGCCGAGGACCGGCGAAGACGUGGAUCUGCUGGCCAAGUACAAACCUCCCGCUCUGGCGCUCGACUACCAACGCGAGGGUGGCAGCACCAUCACCCGCCUCAACUAUCGCGAGAGGAUGCACAGCUUCCUCUUCCGCGAGGAAGAAGCCGAACAGGCUCUGAUUGCCAAACUCAACCUGCGGGUCCUCAUCUCGCUGACCCCCGUGCUGCAGAGCCUCUCCAUGGGGAUGAAGUUUGCCCUCGCUGGUGAGCUGUUUGCUGAAGUGCCUACCCCUUACAACCUCUCGCCGGACACAGACGAGGGGUAUCUGCUGAGCAGGUCUGUGCCCACUGCUUUCCUGGCACUUGACCCACCUGUAGACAAUCGAGUUUACGAGGUUAUUGUGGAGCAUAAAGCCACCACGGAGAAGACCAUCUGGCUACAGAUACCGAAGAGAUGUUGCUCGGAGCUGAACUUCAAGCCAAACACCUCCCACAAGGUGGAGAUCCAGUUCCAAAUCGACCAGCUGCUGUUCCGGCAGUGGCAUCAGGCUGUGGACCGCCUGCUGGAUGAGAAGCUGGUCCUACCAGAUGUUGCCAGUUGCUCUGUCCCCUACUCUCUUGGCUCACCACAGAAAGGGAAUAGCAAGCAGAAACUAGCCAUCUCCUUCAUCACAGGCCAGGCAACCACCAGCCGGCAGGUCCCACCUCUGCUCAUCUACGGGCCUUUCGGCACAGGGAAGACGUUCACCUUGGCCAUGGCCACCAUGGAGAUCCUCAGGCAGCCCAACACGCGGGUGCUGAUCUGCACGCACACUAACAGUGCUGCUGACAUCUACAUCCGGGAGUAUUUCCAUCACUUCGUGACCAACGGGCACCCGUGGGCUGUCCCCUUGAGGAUUAUAUCCACCGACCGCCCCAUCAGCAUGACGGACCCCAUCACGCAGAUGUACUGCUGCCUCUCGCCAGACCAGCGCUCCUUCCGACACCCCACGCGGGCGGAGAUCGACAGGCACCACGUCAUCAUCACCACCUCCAUGUUAUCCAAGAACCUGAAGGUCGCCCAAGGCUACUUCACCCACAUCAUGAUCGACGAGGCCGCUCAGAUGCUGGAGUGCGAAGCUUUAGUUCCGCUCUCCUAUGCCACGUUCCAGACUCGGAUUGUCCUCGCUGGGGACCACAUGCAGAUAACUCCAAAGCUGUUCUGUGUCGGGGAUGGACAAUCUGCUGACCACACCUUGUUAAACCGCCUCUUUCAGUUUUACCAGAAGGAGAGGCACGAGGUGGCCACGAAGAGCAGGAUCAUCUUCAAUGAGAAUUACCGUUCCACCGCAGGCAUAAUCGAGUUUGUCUCCAAGCACUUCUACGUCAGCAAAGGCAACGCUAUCCAAGCCAGUGGGAACAUCCCGCCCCAUCCCGAAAUCUACCCACUCAUGUUCUGCCACGUGUCUGGCACGGCCGAAAGGGACGUGUCCAUGAUAUCUUGGCACAAUGCCUCUGAGAUAAUACAAGUGAUUGAGAAAGUGAAGGAGAUCUUUCAGAGGUGGCCAGAUGAGUGGGGCAUCCGAGAUCUGAAGAGGAUAUGCGUGGUCUCCCAUGGGAUGCAGGUUUCUGCAACAAGACAAGAGCUGAGGAAGAAGCAGCUACAAGAUGUUGUGGUAGAAAACUAUGAAAACUUGCCAGGGCGGGAGUUCCGGGUCAUCAUCAUCAGCACGGUCCACACCAGCGAGAGUCUUCGCGUCUCGGCCUCCCACCACCUGGAGUGCUUCAACGAAGCCAGAGUGCUCAACACCAUCAUGACGCGGGCUCAGUCACUGGUUGUGGCGGUGGGGGACGCUGUGGCCUUGUGCUCCCACGGGCAGUGCAGCAAGGUGUGGAGGCGUUUCAUCCAGCAGUGCAUCGAGAAGGGGAGCGUCUUCCCGGAGGACCUGACGAUGGCCCAGAUCAAACAGGCUGCCUGCGACAAGGAGAGCUGGAGCAGGAGGAGCCCCGAGCAGGACGAGGAGGACAGCGACACAGAUUCCUGGAGCUCUGAGGGGGAGAGCAUGAAUCCCGACGACCCCAUCCUCCAGGAGCUCUUAGAUGAGAGCAAGAACGUGCUGGUGACGGUGUCCGAGGAAGGGCUGCUGAACGUGAAGUCUGAGGCUUCAAACCUGUGGGAGGACAGGCAGGAAUACGUCAGCUUCUCCACUCAGAUGAUGCAGCAGUAUCUGCACAUGCACCCCAAAAUGUACAAGAGAUGCGAGCUGGUCAAAGAAGGGUUUGACAGAGCUUCUGCCUUCACCCUCAACGACUCUCCUGCGAUGAGCAUUCAGAUCAAAGGCAGAGUUCACUGCGGGACGGCCUUCACCGGGGACGAGGUGCUCGUGGAAAUCCUGCAGAACAACACGGCUGACAGCGGCAGCCACCGGGGCAAGGUGGUGGGCAUCUUCAAGCGCGCCGAGAGAGAACGCACCUUCAUCUGCAUGAUGGACGAAUUCGAUCCCCGGGUGAUGAUACCCAUCGAUCCCACCGUCACCAAAAUAUUUGUCCCGGGGCUGAAAGAGAAACCCAACGUCAUUCCCAUCCGCAGGCUUGUCAACGGGAAGUACAGAGUGGUGAGCUGUGAGAAGAUCAGCCAGGAGACGAGGAGAUGCCAGUUCUUCUGCGUCCAGGUCAUCUCCUGGCGGGAGGGGUUUUACUACCCUUUGGGGAUAAUAACGGAGAUUCUGCACGCGGCGUUGACAUUGGAAGAAGGGUUAAAAAUCCUUGACUUGGAGUAUGGUUUGGAGAAGAAGUACCCAGCUGCUGUCACCAAGGAGUCGGCCAGAUACGCUUCCAGCAGCAAACUGAACCUCGCCAAGGAAAAUCUGAAGGACUGCCGGAGUUACCCGACUUUCACCGUGGACCCCCAAGGUGCCCGGGAUUUGGACGAUGCUAUCAGCGUUAGGGAUCUUGGGCGUCAGUACGAGAUCGGGAUCCACAUCGCAGACGUGGCCAGCGUCAUCCCCAAAGGCAGCGCCUUGGACCUGGAAGCGAAGAAGCGGGGUGUCACCUUCUAUGCUCCCAGCCAGGAGCCUCUCUGCAGCCAAGGUGUCUGGAGCCUCCUGCGGCAGAAAGACCGUCGGGUGAUCUCCUUGUUUGUCACUGUAGAAAAGGAGACUGGAAAGAUGUUAAACGGAAUCUUCACCCUCUCCGUGAUCUGCUCGGACAGGCAGCUGUCCUAUGAAGAGGCAGAGCUCUACAUCAAGGACCGCUACAGGGGGGCGGCGAGGGCCCUUCGUUUCGAUACCCUGGAGGACUGUAUCGCUGUGGCUUAUCACUUCUCCAGGAUCCAUCGCAAGGCUCGGCUGCAGGAGGACUGUUUCUAUGACCAGCUGGACGAGGGAUGCUCCCCAGGUAACAGGGGGUCCCAUCAAAUGAUAGAGGAGUUAAUGAUCAUGUUCAACAGUUUCGUGGCUGAGUUCCUCACUAACAAGGAGGACACGAGAAAUGUCACUCCUCUCCGGUGUCAGUGCGAGCCAAACCUUCAGCAGUUAACGCUCUUGAAAAACAAAUACAGCCACGUCCUUCCUUUGUCCAUCCACCUCAUGCACCACCUUGGAGAGGUGCCUCCUAGCCAACGCUGCUCUAAAAAUGUGGAGUUCAGUGUCCUGGCCCCCAUCUGGCAGCACCUGCAGUCAGCCGCUACUGUCCGCGACUUCCCCAAGAUGCUCGACCUUAUCGUAACCGAUGACAUCCACCCAAAGCUGGCCCCCAUGAACCUGGAGUUCAGGAGACUGCUCAGCCGCUCCUAUUUCAGUCGCUCCAACUCCACGUACCUGUCCAAAGUGGGCCAUUACUCCCUGCAUGUCGAUUCCUACACCUGGGCUUCCUCUCCCAUCCGCCGCUACGUGGAUGUCGUGCUCCAGCGGCACCUUCAUUCCGUGCUCUGCAAGAAGCCUGUCGCCUACUCCGCGGACGACAUUGAGUUUCUCUGCCACGACUUCAACAGGAAGAAUUCCCAGGCGACGACGUACGAGAGGAGAGCUCGCUGCUUGCAGAUGGCCAUGCAGCUGAAGGGCCAGGUCCUGCAGAAGAUCGCCUUCGUGGUGGAUAUCGAAGGGAUGAACAGGUAUUUUCAAGCCCUGUUCCCACUGAACAGAGAGAGCCUGCCGGAUCCCCAUAAAAUUAGCUACAGGUCUCUCCAGCUGAUAGAGCAGCCCAUGUUCAUCCAGCAGCGGAACAGCAUCAAGCUGACGUGGAAGAGGAGGGUGUACUCUGUGGAGACAGCGAAGGAGCACGGCCUGCGGGUAGGACCUCUCUGCGACCGCAGCAUCGCCCUCGUGGACACCCAGACUUGGCAAAACGUGCUGGCGGCCAUCAGGAGCGAAAAGUUUGAGGAGGCUGCCUCCCUCCUGCGGAAGAGUGAGAAGCUGUACCAGCGGCACCUGGGCUCAGUGAGGAGAAGCCCCUGCUCGCACUACAUGGAGCUCUCCUUGGAGCUGAGCGCCGGCAACGCGCUGCAGUUCCAGCUCACCACGGAUGUCUCGCGGGGCUUCCUGGUGCCUUUCGUGCAGCUGUGGUGCGUGACGCCGGGUUUUGACGUCUGCCUGCAGCACUCAGAGAAGCCUAUCGACUGCUUCUCUGUCUAUGCCACCCUGCCCUCCAAAGACAAGUACAAGCAUGCCACGGAGUACAGCAAGGUGUGGAUGCCGAUGAGCGCCAUGGAGUCUGCUUCGUGCGCGGUGGCCGAGAACGACUCGAUUGUCCUCCACGAUGUCAAGAUCAAGUGGGCACAGCAAAGGACAAGCAAAGGGCAGCUGCAAGGGAGCUUCACUCUCAAGAAGGCAUUUCUGGAUGAGUGCUCCAUCGAAGUGGACUUUAACCACUGUUACUUGUGCAUUCGCUUGGGUGGGCUGAAGCUCGGGAGCCCUCAAAGCGAUGAGGAUUGCCUCAGCCAAGGCCUCCAGAAUCUGACUUUCUUUAACAAAAGCAAGCCAGAAAGCAAACUGAUGGUUGAUCCGGAUACCUACACCUGGGUGGCUCACGGGAUCACCGAAGAGUUUGGCGACAGUGAGAAGCCGGACAGAACUGAUCAGUACACUAUGAACUUCUACAUCCACUACAUGUCCAUGGAGAACAUCCCUGUGGAAAUCUCGAAGGCCUCUGCCAGGUUCACGGUGGAGCUCAUACCAAAGAUGCUGCCAGAUGUACGGAAAGAAAAGGCAAUUUGGAAGCUCAAGUACGCCUCUGAUCUUGCUAAAAGCAUCGCCCUUGGCCAUGAACCUCCUAAAAAAGCGACAACGUCCAAAAUCCUGCAUCAAAAAUCCUUUGAUCUCCCUGGCAGCAGCAGGAAGCUUAACCACAGCCAGAGCCAGGCUAUUCUGAAUGCUCUGAGAAAACCCUUCACGCUCAUCCAAGGCCCACCAGGCACCGGUAAAACCGUUGUUGGAACUCAUAUUGUCUACUGGUUCCAUAAGCUGAACGAGGAGAGCCUUGAGAAGGAGGAAACGCCGUCCUCCGAAACAGAAAAUCCCAAGAGGAGAAAGUGCAUCUUGUACUGUGGCCCCUCCAACAAGUCUGUUGAUGUUGUUGCUGAGAUGCUGCUGAAGAUGAGGAACCUGAAACCACUGAGGGUUUACGGGGAGGCCAUUGAGACGAUGGAAUACCCGUACCCAGGGAGCAACCGGCAGCUCUCCCGCAAAGCCCUGCGGGAUGCAAAACCCAAGCGUGAGCUCAGCGAAAUCAUCCUGCAUCAUCGCAUCCGGCGGCCGCCCAACCCUUUUUACAAGGAGAUCUGUAACUUUGAUACUCGGAUGAGGAGAGGAGAGCAGAUAACAGAAGAAGAAACAAAGAGGUACAAAAGAACGUUGUCAGAUGCUCGUGCGCACGAGCUGGCAAAGCACGAUGUCAUCCUGUGCACGUGCUCCGCCGCGUCUGCCACCUCCCUGGAGCACCUCAACGUCAGGCAAAUAAUCAUCGAUGAGUGUGCCAUGUCCACGGAGCCCGAGACCCUCAUCCCCUUGGUCAGCCAUCGCCGUGCUGAGAAGGUUGUUUUGCUUGGGGAUCACAAACAGCUGCGACCGGUGGUCAACAAUGACUUCUGCAAGAGCCUGGGCAUGGAGACGUCUCUCUUUGAGCGCUACCGCAGUCAGGCAUGGAUGCUGGAUACGCAGUACCGCAUGCACAAAGGCAUUUGCGAGUUCCCAUCCCAGGAGUUUUACGAAAGGCGGCUGAAAACAUGCCCCGACCUUCUUCGUAAACCCAGCGUCUUCUACCACAAAGAUAAUGCCUGCUGCCCUAUCGUCUUCGGGCACGUGGAGGGGAAGGAGCAGAGCCUCGUGAUUUCGACCGAGGAAGGAAACGAGAACUCCAAAGCUAACCCAGAAGAAGCGGAGCAGGCGGUGAGGGUGGCGAAGCAGUUGACACUAGAUGGCACCAUCCGGCCGGAGAGCAUCGCCAUCCUGAGCCCCUACAAUGCCCAGGUGUCCGAGAUCAGCAAGGGCCUCCUGAAAGAAGGUGUCCGUGGGGUGACCGUCUGCACCAUCAUGAAGAGCCAAGGAAGUGAGUGGAGAUACGUGAUCCUGUCAACUGUGCGCUCCUGCCCCCGCUCGGAGAUCGAUCAGAAGCCCACGAAGAGCUGGCAGAAGUACCACCUGGGCUUCGUUACUGACCCAAACCAGGUCAACGUCGGCAUCACGCGAGCCCAGGAAGGACUCUGCAUUAUAGGGAACCGGUACCUCCUGGAGUGCAACCCCUUGUGGAGGAGGCUGCUGCAGCACUACAGGCAGCACCACUGCUACGCCACAGCCCAGGGCAUCUCUGUGAGGAAGACUCCAGCCCUCCGCCGGUGA
This is a messenger RNA of Apaloderma vittatum (bar-tailed trogon), 7233 nucleotides long. It is a transcript of the gene HELZ2, whose product is annotated as helicase with zinc finger 2, transcriptional coactivator. Lineage: Eukaryota; Metazoa; Chordata; Aves; Trogoniformes; Trogonidae. The record is from RefSeq and is a predicted model, not a curated record. Gene Ontology annotation, molecular function: RNA nuclease activity; 5'-3' DNA helicase activity; RNA binding.